Rhododendron vialii is the source of this 1392-nucleotide messenger RNA. RefSeq names its product DEAD-box ATP-dependent RNA helicase 10-like. The transcript is spliced from 10 exons. Gene Ontology annotation, molecular function: ATP binding; nucleic acid binding; RNA helicase activity. NCBI's taxonomy places the organism in Eukaryota, Viridiplantae, Streptophyta, Magnoliopsida, Ericales, Ericaceae. Bases 145 to 1101 code for a protein of 318 amino acids. The record is from RefSeq and is a predicted model, not a curated record.
ACAGGAUGGGAGGUGUAUUUUUCUUGUAUUUCAUUUUUUCACCCUAAUCAAGCCGCUUCCGCCGUCCACCUCCCUCCUCUCCGGCCGGCUCCGAUCUCCCUCUUCUCCGUCGAUCUCACUCUUCUCCGGCCGGAUUCCUAGUCUAUGAUACUGUUUCCUAUCGAUCGCUGUUGCCUUCGCAUACACGUUCGAUUCCCUGACCAUCCGCGACUGCCGGGCUGGUAUUGCGUGCGUGCGUGCUGUUCAAACAUGGCAAAUGAUGAAGAAGUAGUGAAGUCAUUCAAAGAUCUUGGACUAUGUGAUAUGUUGUUAGAGGCUUGUCAUAGUCUAGGUUGGAAACAGCCUUCCAAGAUACUGGUCGAAGCCAUUCCUCAUGGACUUGAAGGGAAGGACCUGAUUGGGAUUGCGCAAACAGGAUCUGGUAAAACUGGAGCUUUCACACUUCCUAUUCUCCAAGCCCUUUUGGAAACUUCUCAACCAUUCUUUGCUUGUGUGCUCUCCCCCACACUGGAACUAGCUAUCCAGAUUGCUGAACAGUUCAAAGCUUUAGGGUCAGGUAUCGGUUUGAAGUGUGCUGUGCUUGUUGGAGGGGUUGACCAUGAGCAACAGAGCAUUGCCCUUGGAAAGCGGCCACAUAAUGUUGUGUCAACUUCUGGUCGGCUCGAGGAUCAUAUGUCCAAUACCAAAGGAUUUUCUCUUCGUACUUUGAAAUACGGGAAGAUUUUCCCCUGUUUUGUAUACAUUCAUUAUGCCUUUCUCCACCGAAGAGCAAUCUUUUAUUUUCCAGUUUACAUACAUCGUGUUGGAAGAACUGCUCGGGCAGGGCGAACUGGUGUUGCAAUCUCACUUAUCAGUCCAAUUGAGGUCGUAUGGUUCUUGCAGAUAGAGAAGCAUAUGGAGAAGCAGAUACCUUUGUUUCCAGCUCAAGAAGAAGAAGCUCUGCUGCUGUUGGAGCGCGUCUCAGAGGCCAAAAGAAUAUCCGAAAUGAAAAUCAAAGAAGAAACAGGUGGCAAGAAGAAGAAAAGAGGAGGAGAUGAGGGUGAGGAAGAAGUUGAGAGAUAUUUGAAAGAAAAAGCAUUUAAGAAGUCAAAGAAAAGAUGAUGUAAGAGCAGCAGUUAAAAGUUUUGUAUUUUUUCCCCCUAUUUUUGGGGUUUAUAUGCUAAAGUCUAUAUAAUUGAGAAAUUCGGAUUGGAUUCGAAUUACUGAAGUUGGAUUUACCGAAUUCGGAUUCGAAUCGGCUUUGAGCGAUUCCGGAUUUGGAUCAGAUCGGUCCAUUGACAGACCUAGUUCUGGGGCAGAUUACUUAGAAUUGUUUUUGCAAAAAAUUCUUGUCUUCAAUUACUCACAAGCUUUAGAUAUCGGAUGAGUCGGGUUUUUCCCGUGGGAACUGAA